CACACCUCGGCUCACUUGGCAGCGCGGCGAGGCGCUGCCGGGAGUCCCAGCGGCUGCACCCCGGCGUACGGGAGCGAUCUGCCCAUGGGCUCCCGCCUGCUGCUGGUGCUGAUGCUGCUCCAGGCAGUUUGGAAAGGUGCUCUGGGAAAAUCCCACUCACUGCACACCCGAGGAAUCAUCGAAUUGGCAGGAGCUAUAUCGUGUGGCACGGGACGGUCUCCCUUGGCAUACAUUGGCUACGGGUGCUACUGUGGGCUGGGAGGACAAGGCUGGCCUAAAGAUAAAACAGACUGGUGCUGCCACAGGCAUGACUGCUGCUAUGACAAGGCAGAGAAGGAAGGCUGCAGCCCCAAGGCACAGCGGUACGAGUGGGCAUGCGAGCGGAAUGCCGUGCGGUGCGAUAACCUGACAGACCGAUGUGAAAAAAUGGUGUGCCUGUGUGACCAAGCAGCAGCCAAGUGUUGGAGAGCAGCCCCAUACAACCCACACUUCAUCCUCUGGCCAGACUUUUUAUGUGGACACACUCAUCCCACCUGCCAUUUCAGAUAUAGAGGGGCAGAAUAGCCUUUUUGGGACCUUUCUUCUAACCCUUUGAAUCUGAAGGUGCUGGAAUAAAAUUUUACCUC
Molecule: messenger RNA, 626 nt
Organism: Grus americana (Whooping crane)
Lineage: Eukaryota; Metazoa; Chordata; Aves; Gruiformes; Gruidae
Product: phospholipase A2-like
Exons: 4
Coding region: 85-564 (159 amino acids)
Biological process (GO): phospholipid metabolic process; arachidonate secretion; lipid catabolic process
Molecular function (GO): phospholipid binding; calcium ion binding
Source: RefSeq, a predicted model, not a curated record